UAGCACGCUACUGUUGUAUAUUUUAUUUUUCUUAUAAAACAAGAAUUUCUUUGUUACAUAUUUCGUAUCGUUUAUUAGAGACAGUAUGAGCGCUAAAAGCUAAACGUUGUUUUGUGCUGUGCAUGUUAUAUUGAAAUAUGAAAAUUCAUGAUCAUUACCCAAACUUGUCUUCGGCCAAGAGACCCAUCCUACAUAGUGCCGAACUGCCUCUGCCGAUGCCUUCAAACCGAUCAAAAAGUGAGAAUUCUAGUCCGGAAUUUGUUUUCAGUCAGCAUAAUAAGGUAGCUGAAGAUAGUGACUCAAGUUAUGAACCGUCAACUUCAAAAGAACCGCACUUAUUGACACAUCGUGAUUUAAACGAUUUAGUACGUUAUUUAAAUCUGUCUAAAAAACAGGCUGAGCUUUUAUGGUCUACAUUAAACGACUGGAAUUUACUUUCUCGUGGUACAAAGAUUUCUUAUUUUAUCAAGGGAAAUGGAGUCCAGGCAUGCUAGCAGACUAUUGUUGGAGACUUAAAAGGGACCUAC
This is a messenger RNA of Bactrocera tryoni, 527 nucleotides long. RefSeq lists its product as uncharacterized. The coding region runs from base 138 to 494 and encodes 118 amino acids. The record is from RefSeq and is a predicted model, not a curated record. NCBI's taxonomy places the organism in Eukaryota, Metazoa, Arthropoda, Insecta, Diptera, Tephritidae. The transcript has 3 exons.